This is a messenger RNA of Stylonychia lemnae, 831 nucleotides long. The record is from the annotation of a GenBank genome assembly. NCBI's taxonomy places the organism in Eukaryota, Ciliophora, Spirotrichea, Sporadotrichida, Oxytrichidae.
AUGCCAGAUGGUAUAGCAGACAAUUACGUCGAUGAUUACUUCCUGAAGGGAUUAGUCCAUAAAAAUAGCUUCCCUGACCUUAGCUACCCAUCCAUGAUAAGAGAGACUCUGGAAAUAAUCCAUGUUAUCAAUACUCUGACAUGUUUCCUUGUCAGCUUUCAAUUGCUUCUGGACAAUGAUUACGAGAUCGAAACAUUUUUGGUGGUUACUAUUGCAUGCAUUUUCUUUUACAGUACCUUUAUUUGGAUUAACAAAGCCAAGUAUUCUUUUUAUGGAAUGAUCAAUGAUUUGAAAACUGGAGUCUUUUUAGCUGGUACUCUGCUUUUCUUGACCCCUGUUUUGAAGUCUUUGACUGUGGCUUACUCUACUGACACAAUUAUCUUAUUAGUUGUUAUCUUUGUAAUUUUACACCUUAUCCUAUAUGAUUAUUCAAUGGUCAAGAAGCCUUUGCUGCUUGAAAACAUUACUCAAAGCAUUGGAUCUCCUACAUCUUUGAAUGCUGUAUUUUUUGCAGCCAUUUUACUUGCCUCAAGAUUACUAUUCGGAUUCUAUCCUUUGUUUAGACAAGGACUUCGAAACUAUUCUCAAACAAUCUGUGACAUUUUAUCAGUGGUAACAUCAGUUAUCAAUUUAUUCAUGGUCUUACACAUUUCAGGCUCAUUUGCUUUAUUUUAUGUUUUCCUUGUCGUGUUUGUAUCACUAAUAUCACCUUGGAUUUUCAUUUAUGCAUAUCAAUUCAAAAAGUAAAAUUCUGCAAAUCUCAAUCUAUAUAGUGAUAUUCAGGGUCCUUGGGACUUGCCAAAGGUCAUGCAAUAUACCUCAAUUGAAUGA